Hibiscus syriacus is the source of this 2453-nucleotide messenger RNA. RefSeq names its product EIN3-binding F-box protein 1-like. Gene Ontology annotation, biological process: SCF-dependent proteasomal ubiquitin-dependent protein catabolic process. Gene Ontology annotation, molecular function: protein binding. Gene Ontology annotation, cellular component: SCF ubiquitin ligase complex. The record is from RefSeq and is a predicted model, not a curated record. Lineage: Eukaryota; Viridiplantae; Streptophyta; Magnoliopsida; Malvales; Malvaceae. The coding region runs from base 475 to 2412 and encodes 645 amino acids. The transcript has 2 exons.
CCAAAAUAAUUACGUAGUAUCUGCAUAGAUUUCAAUGGCAAGUAGGCCGCCGUAACUGGGUGUUUGGUUGGACUCGGCGAGAAAGAGAGAGAAAAUAAAAGAGAAAACGGGCUCCAAGAAAGAUUCAUUGCAUGUGCAGUGCAUAAGUUGUCAGAUAAUGUAUCUGCAGCAAAGAAUUUUAGAUAAGUAAUCAGAUAGAAAUUUCUUAACACGGCAUUUUUCGUUUUUAUCUUUUCCCAAACCAAAUAUAUAGAACUAUGGUAUUCUGUUUCGGCUAACACAGAUUUCCCUUCUUCUUCCUCUACGUAUUCCUUUUUCUCCCCGUUUAAGUAUUCUUACGUCGGAACAAGUUCUGAUGCAUUCAAGCUUUCAAGGGAUACACUUGGUCUGCGUUCUUCUCGCGUUUUCUCUUUUUGGGUGUUUUAUUUUCGGGUCGGAGGAUUAUCUGAAAGGUUUAUUCUUUGGGAUUCAACCAUGCCUGCUCUUGUUAAUUACGGUGAUGAUGAUGAUUUCUACUCCGGGGGUUCCUUUUAUACAAAGUCCAGUGACUUGGGUAGAUUGUGUUCAAUCAGUUCCCAAUUGGACGUGUACUACCCUCCUCAUAAAAGAGCUCGUAUUGGUGCCCCGUUUCUCUUUGGAGAAACAGAGGUCGAGCAUAAUAAGCAACCAUCAAUCGAUGUUCUUCCUGAUGAAUGCCUUUUCGAGAUCUUUAAGCGCAUUCCUGGGGGCAGAGAAAGGAGCUCCUGUGCUUGUGCCUCAAAGCACUGGCUUAUGCUUAUGACCAGCAUCCGUAAGGGCGAAUAUGAGUCAUCCAAGGUGGUCAAGGAAAAUAUUAGUUCAAGCUCUGAUGAUGUUGAGACUAUCUCGUCUGGGGAAGCUGAUGGUUAUCUUUCAAGGUGCUUAGAAGGAAAGAAAGCAACUGACAUGAGGCUUGCUGCGGCUGCUGUUGGAGCGAGCGGUCAUGGUGGUUUGGGAAAGCUUUCUAUUAGGGGAAGCAGCUCUUCGUGUGGAGUCACUAAUUUUGGGCUAUCUGCUAUAGCCCGUGGUUGCCCUUCUCUCAAGGUACUUUGUUUGUGGAACGUCCCGCAUGUUGGAGAUGAUGGUCUGUCUGAAAUAGCUAAAGAAUGUCAUUCGUUGGAGAAGCUUGACCUUUGCCAGUGCCCUUCUGUUUCAAACAAGGGGCUAAUUGCCAUCGCAGAGAACUGCCCUAAUUUGACUGCUCUGAGCAUCGAAUCUUGCCCAAAGAUUGGUAAUGAGGGCCUCCAUGCUAUUGGAAAGCUCUGCCCCCAGCUGCAUGCCAUCUCUAUCAAGGACUGCCCACUUGUUGGCGAUCAUGGAGUAUCAAGCCUGCUGUCAUCAUCUUCUUCUGUCCUUUCAAAGGUUAAGCUUCAGGGUUUGAGCAUCACAGAUUUUUCUCUUGCUGUGAUUGGACACUACGGCAAGUCUGUGACAAAUUUAGUUCUCAGUGGUCUACAAAAUGAGACCGAGAAGGGAUUUUGGGUGAUGGGUAAUGCUCAGGGCCUGCAAAAAUUGGUCUCUUUGAUGAUUACUUCUUGCUGUGGGGUAACUGAUGUUAGUCUUGAAGCCAUUGGAAAGGUGUGCAUAAACCUGAAGCAGAUGUGCCUUCGUAGGUGUUUCUUUGUUUCUGGUGAUGGAUUGGUGGCUUUUGCCAAGUCUGCAGGUUCUCUUGAGUGCCUGCAAUUGGAAGAGUGCAACAGGGUCACUCAAGCCGGAAUUAUCGGUGUUCUCUCAAACUGUGGAUUAAAAUCUCUUACCAUAGUGAGGUGCAUGGGCUUUAAGGAUAUAUCAUUGGGAGCUCCUUUGUCCUCCCCAUGCAAUUCCCUUAAAUCAUUGUCUAUAAGGAACUGUCCUGGAUUUGGAACUGUCAGCCUGGCUUUGGUAGGCAAAUUGUGCCCUCAACUUCAGUAUAUAGAUCUGAGCGGGCUAUGCGGCAUCACAGAUGCAGGUCUUCUGCCUCUUCUACAGAAUUGUGAGGCAGGACUUUUAAAGGUGAAUCUGAGUGGCUGCUUAAAUUUGACCAACGAGAUCAUUUUAGCCUUGACGAAAAUACAUGGUGCAACCCUCGAAAUGCUCAAUCUUGAUGGUUGCAGGAGGAUUACAGAUGCAAGUUUGGUUGCAAUUGCAGACAAUUGUGUUUUCCUAAGCGACCUGGAUGUGUCAAGGUGUGCAAUCACCGAUGCUGGUGUUGCUGCCUUGUCUCAUGCAGAGCAACUGCAUCUGCAAGUCCUUUCGUUUUCGGGUUGUUCUGGAGUAACAAACAAAAGCUUGACCUUCCUGAAAAAAUUGGGCAAGACCCUGAUGGGGCUGAAUCUCCUGCAAUGCAAUUCAAUCAGCACUCAAACCGUUGACCUGCUCAUGGAGAGCUUGUGGAGAUGUGAUAUCCUUUUCUGAUCGUGGGUUGAAGGCGCUGUUAAGCCAGAUCCGAACAACUA